Messenger RNA from Moesziomyces aphidis, 429 nucleotides. The record is from the annotation of a GenBank genome assembly. Lineage: Eukaryota; Fungi; Basidiomycota; Ustilaginomycetes; Ustilaginales; Ustilaginaceae.
AUGCGCGUCAGCAUCUGCAUGGAAGCAGGUCCGGAUGGACGGCUGCGUGUUGUCGAGCGUCCUCGUCAGCCGGAGCGAUCGUCCAGGCAGCGCACUUUCGAUAUCAUGGUGCGAGGUUAUCCGGCUCUCAGCGUCGACGAAAAGGCGGCAGUCUACGAUGACAUCUUCCGUGUCCUCGGCGACUUCUACACCGAGCUUGAACGGAUGGGUCAUAACCCAAGCGACCAGCGGCUCCACUGCGCCCUCGAAAGGGGCAUGCAGCGGAUCUGGGAUAUGAUGCGGUUCAACUUCAACCCAGACAUCGCAUUCGACGCUGGCAGGCCCAGGGUCACAGCAUCGUACCUUGGUGUCGGAGCCGCCACCAGCCUUGCUCUACGCAUCAGUCGACCGUUGAUCGAUACAUUGCACAGGCCCACACUGCGCGCCUAG